Messenger RNA from Delphinapterus leucas (beluga whale), 1855 nucleotides. RefSeq names its product ubiquitin protein ligase E3D (gene UBE3D). Gene Ontology annotation, biological process: protein monoubiquitination; protein polyubiquitination; protein autoubiquitination. The record is from RefSeq and is a predicted model, not a curated record. Gene Ontology annotation, cellular component: cytosol; nucleus; ubiquitin ligase complex. Gene Ontology annotation, molecular function: ubiquitin protein ligase activity; ubiquitin conjugating enzyme binding; cyclin binding. NCBI's taxonomy places the organism in Eukaryota, Metazoa, Chordata, Mammalia, Artiodactyla, Monodontidae.
GCCGCCCACACCGUCGCCGCUGCCGCUCCUGCUCUGGCUCGGGUCGCACGUGCAGCCCCUUUCCGGCCCUGGUGCCCGGGGUCGCUGGAGCCCCUGGCUGGGUGCCCGCCAUGGCGGCGGUUGCGGCGGAGGCGCGCGUGUUCCUGGAAGUGCGGAGACGGCUGCAGAGCGCGCUGCUGAUCCUGGGCGUUCCAGACGAAGGAGGUCUGCCCAUGGAUGUUUGCAUAACGCCGACCUCGCUCCAGAUGAAAAGCCCUGGCGGCUGCACGGAGCUCUGGCUGCCAGCAGGGGUCAGGCUUGUCCCGUCCUCCUGCCGUGGGCUGCGGCACGUGGCCGGGGACGGGCUGCACCUGCGGCUGCAGGCGCGGGCGGAAUUCUGCACAAAACUGAUCUCAGUGUUUAAUCAACGCUCCCAAGCCCAAGAAUGUUGCACGUUUUAUUGCCAGUCCUGCGGUGAAAUCAUCAUGAGGAACAGGAAGCUCCUCAGGGUGCUCCCCCUGCCACACGAAAACUGGGGUGCUCUGGUUGACGAGUGGUGCUGUCACCCCAACCCCUUUGCUAAUAAGCCACUUCAUCCACAAGAGAAUGACUGUUUCACUGGAGACUGUUUCUUCUUGGUGAAUUUAAGACGUGAUUUACAGCAGCCGAGACCUGAAGUAGCCCCAGUGGAGACGCGCUGUCUUUCUUCUGAGAACCAUUUAAAAAUGAAACCAAAGGCAAAUACCAAAGUAAUUUGUAAGCGUUGCAAGGUAAUGUUGGGAGAGACUGUGUCAUCAGAAACCACUAAGUUUUAUAUGACAGAGAUAAUUAUUCAGCCAUCUGAAAGAAAUUUUCCCAUCAUACCAAGGUCUCAGUUUGUACAGAGCGUUAUUGCCCAGUGCCUGGUGGAACUCUCCUCUGCUAGAAGCACUUUUAGAUUCACUCUUCAAGGACACGACGGCAAAGCGUACAUCUUGCUAUGGCUUUUAAACUCAGACACUUUGGUGAUUGAAGCUUUGGAAAGUUCCACAAGUAUCAAAAAAUUCCCUCUGUUGGAAGACUUAUUGAAGGCCGAUUCCAGUUCUGCCUGGAAUGCUGUUAAGGUCCUCUACCAGCCAUGCAUCAAAAGCAGGAAUGCAGAGCUCGCCAGCUCGUGGGAAAGUGACGUCAGUGUCCACAGCCUCACCCUGCCCUCUGCAACCUGCUUGGAGCUGCUGUUGAUAUUGUCAAGGAGCAAUGCCACAUUGCCUCCCUCCCUCCGCUGCAUGAAUUCUUUCCAGGAGACGGAGGAAAACCAGCUCCUUCAAGGCGCUCACCUGGAGCACACGUACACACACAGGCACGAAAGCCUGGCCCGCCCUGCGUGCCAUCCGUGUUCGCUCCCGGCACCUGUCAUCACAGGGGCUCUCACCAUCAGGAUAAUUGCUGACUGUCCCUCUCUAUUAGUGACUGUGCUUCUGCUUUCAGUGCAUUUGCUGAACAUGAUUGCCAGGGGCACACACACUUUUCCCAGUUUCAAAGGUACAGAGAAACUGGGCGUGGGUUCACAAACAAUGUCUGCUAAAGAGAUCUUGUCCCUGCCGUUACCCCUGGAAAGAUGCAUUCUUAUCAAGAACACACCAGGAAUUGAUUUCCCCACGCAGGUGUUCACUCCAAGAUAAAGGAUCAGUGAACAGGGGAGGAUGUCUGUCAGGAUUAGAAAGAGAUUCUCUGCUUUUUCACCUUCGGAACACCUACCACAUCAGUUAUUACAAUGGCAAGGAACUGGGCUGCUAAUGUUGCCCGUGUUGGGGAUUUAUUUCUUCAAGUGGAAACUCACUUUAGUGCGUGUUUUUUUUGUUCUGUUUUUUUUUUUACAAAAAGCUGUGCUGGGGCU